AAAAGGGUCCCUGGGAGAUGAUCGAGAAGAACACAUGGCAUCAUGAUCGCCGCUGUGUAUAAAUUCCGUUGCUCAGCAUCCACUGUUCCUGACUUUGGAUAGAUUUUUUUUUUUUUUUUUUACUCGACAAUUCCGGACCAUGAGUUAUAUUUGAACUUGUUAUAGAUCUUUUUUUUUUUCUAUUUGGAAAUUGGGUGAGGUUUUUUUUUUUGGCAUUCAUAGAUCCUAUACGCAAGGCUUCAUGGCGCGCCAGAAACAAGCAAUGCCCAUGCAACGGGCCACCUCUUCUGAAUUAAUGCAUACGGUUCCAGAUGAGUCGUCGCCUGGGGCGAAGCAGCAGAAUGGGAGCGCAAAGCAUUCGGAUGUCGCGAAUGGAAAGCACGAAGCGCAUGAAGCUGUGCCAGAUACUCCAGGGCUGAUGCAACUGGCAAUCUGUGUUCUUGGGAUUUAUGCUUCCUUUCUUUCGUGGGGAGUUCUUCAAGAGGCAAUCACAACGGUCUCCUAUCCUGUCCGCCCGCCAACUGUGCUGGAGCCCGAACCGCCAACAGAGCGCUUUACCUUCUCGAUCGUGUUGAACACUAUCCAGUCUACCUUUGCUGCGAUCACUGGCUUCCUGUACCUCUAUUUAUCCACCCCCGCGGGCAAGAAAGUCCCGUCAAUCUUUCCAACACAAAAGAUUAUCUUCCCGCUUAUCCUCGUCAGCAUCUCCUCAUCCCUCGCGUCGCCCUUCGGAUAUGCAAGUCUCGCCCACAUUGACUAUCUUACGUUCAUCCUCGCCAAGUCCUGUAAGCUGCUUCCGGUGAUGUUUCUCCAUUUGACGAUUUUCCGCAAAAGAUACCCGUUGUAUAAGUACGGGGUGGUCCUUUUGGUUACACUCGGAGUGGCAACGUUCACUCUCCACCACCCGGGAACGAGCAAGAAAGUCGCUGCCUCAGCAGCAAAGGGCCAAUCCGGCUCUUCUGCCUGGGGAAUCUUUCUUCUUUCCAUCAACCUCUUGCUGGAUGGGCUCACCAACACCACCCAAGAUCAUGUGUUUAGCUCCCCGCAGAUCUAUACGCGCUUCACGGGGCCCCAGAUGAUGGUCGCUCAGAAUGUUUUGUCUACUCUUCUGACAUCUGUUUACCUUGUGGUUAUGCCUCAUCUAUCCGCCACUGGUAUUCUGCAUGCUCUUUUGCCCAUCCCAAUCCCUCCAUCCACGGAGACGGAGCUGACCACUGCGAUAUCGUUCCUCUCUCGCCAUCCUGAGGUGUUAAAGAACGUGCUUGGAUUCGCUGCGUGCGGUGCUGUCGGGCAGCUUUUCAUUUUCUACACCCUGUCCCGCUUCUCCUCGUUGCUCUUGGUGACAGUCACGGUUACGCGCAAGAUGCUAACGAUGCUCCUCAGUGUGUUCUGGUUCGGCCACUCGCUGUCUUCAGGGCAGUGGCUUGGAAUCGGUCUGGUCUUUGGAGGCAUUGGCGCGGAAGCAAUUGUACAAAGACAAGAAAAGAAAGCCAAGGAACUAGCCAAAGCAAAGGCUGCGGCUAGCAAAAGGGAGUGAAGCAGACGGAUACUUUCUCUUCAGCUUGACUGAAUCUAGAUCUAAAUGUAAAUAGAUUUCCCUUUUAGCAGUUUGUAUUAUCAUCAUCAUCAUCAUUACGGAGUAUAGCCACGGUAACUACUACUACUACUACUACUGGUAAACUGAUUGCGACAAUAAAACCGUUCAUAGGCAAGUCGUGAGAUAAUAACCAUAACUCCACACUUGGAUCACUUCCUCCCCUCAACCAUGAUAAUAUGGUAUCCGAAGCCGGUCUUAAUAUCGACAUACUUGGGAUUCCCAGUCGUGCUGGGUUCGAGAUCAUACGCCGCUUUCUCGAAAGUUGCAUCUAGACUGCCGCGGACUUUCCAGCCAAGGGAGCCACCUUCAAGGUUGGUUC
Aspergillus ochraceoroseus IBT 24754 is the source of this 1916-nucleotide messenger RNA. Its product is annotated as UDP-galactose transporter HUT1. The transcript is spliced from 2 exons. Bases 242 to 1537 code for a protein of 431 amino acids. The record is from RefSeq and is a predicted model, not a curated record. Lineage: Eukaryota; Fungi; Ascomycota; Eurotiomycetes; Eurotiales; Aspergillaceae. Gene Ontology annotation, molecular function: UDP-glucose transmembrane transporter activity; UDP-galactose transmembrane transporter activity. Gene Ontology annotation, cellular component: Golgi membrane; endoplasmic reticulum membrane. Gene Ontology annotation, biological process: UDP-galactose transmembrane transport.